Molecule: messenger RNA, 2112 nt
Organism: Thlaspi arvense
Lineage: Eukaryota; Viridiplantae; Streptophyta; Magnoliopsida; Brassicales; Brassicaceae
Source: the annotation of a GenBank genome assembly
CUAGAGACGAUUCUCUUCAAUCAUUCAAAACAAGAAAUCUCCAUAACAUUCUCUUGUCACUACAAAAACAUUAUGGAUACUUAUCUCUUUUCUUUAUUUGCCCCAAUCCUCGUUUUCGUUUUAAUCGCUCUUUUUAAGAAACCAAAGAAGCCAAAAGCUCCCGAACCGAGCGGUGCAUGGCCCAUAAUCGGCCACCUUCACCUUCUCGGUGGAAAGGACCAACUUCUCUACCGAACCUUAGGGGAAAUGGCUAAUCGUUACGGUCCAGCCAUGUCGCUACGACUUGGGAGCAGUGAAGCAUUUGUUGUGAGCAGUUUCGAGGUGGCUAAAGAGUGUUUUACUGUGAACGACAAAGCCUUGGCUUCACGUCCUAUGACUGCAGCCGCAAAGCACAUGGGUUACAAUUUUGCUGUCUUCGGGUUUGCGCCUUACAGCUCCUUCUGGCGCGAGAUGCGUAAGAUCGCAACCGUCGAGCUUCUUUCUAACCGGCGGCUUCAGAUGCUCAAGCACGUCCGUGUUUCUGAGAUCUCAAUGGGUGUGAAAGAUUUGUAUUCCUUGUGGGCAAAGAAAGGUGGUUCAGAACCAGUAAUGGUCGAUCUAAAGAGGUGGUUAGAGGACAUGACACUGAACAUGAUCGUAAGAAUGGUGGCCGGAAAACGAUACUUUGGCGGCAGCUCAGCAUCUUCCGAGGACACCGAAGAGGCGAUGCAAUGCAAAAAGGCCAUCGCAAAGUUCUUUCACCUCAUCGGUAUAUUCACGAUGUCCGAUGCUUUUCCGACACUAGGGUGGUUUGAUCCGCAAGGACAUGAGAAGGAGAUGAAGAAAACGGGUAGAGAACUAGAUGUGAUUCUCGAAAGAUGGAUCGAAACCCAUCGACAACAACGAAAAGUUUCAGGAAAGAAAGAGAAUGAUUCAGACUUCAUUGAUGUUAUGCUGUCGCUUGCGGAACAAGGCAAACUCUCGCAUCUUCAAUAUGAUGCAAAUACUAGCAUCAAAUCCACCUGCCUGGCACUGAUUCUUGGGGGAAGUGAUACUACAGCGUCAACCCUGACAUGGGCCAUUGCUCUUCUUCUAAACAACAAAGAAAUGUUAAAGAAAGCGCAAGAUGAGAUAGACCUCCACGUUGGCACAGACAGGAAUGUUGAGGACUCGGACAUAGAAAACCUGGUGUAUCUUCAAGCGAUCAUCAAAGAAACAUUGAGAUUGUAUCCAGCUGGACCUCUCUUAGGACCUCGAGAGGCGAUGGAAGAUUGCACAGUCGCCAGUUACCACGUUUCUUGCGGCACAAGAUUGAUAGUGAACGUAUGGAAAAUCCAAAGAGAUCCCAAAGUUUGGAUGGAACCAAACGAGUUUAGACCGGAGAGGUUUCUAACAGGAGAAGGAAAAGAGUUUGAUGUGCUUCAUCUUGGUCUUGCUAGUUUUCUUCAAUCGUUUGAAGUGAAAACUGUGUUGAAUCUGCCUGUUGAUAUGAGUGAGAGCCCUGGCCUGACCAUUCCUAAAGCCACGCCUCUUGAGGUUCUAAUCAGUCCACGUCUUGACAAACAGCUCUUUGUGGAAACAAACCACGAGAGGGGAUCUGAUCCCUCUAAUUUCACGUCAAACACCCGAUUCUCCGUUUCUCAAAGCUCUCGAUUCUCCGUUUUGCGAUGCAUUGAGGCGGAAAAAGAGAUGUUUUGCAGAAACGUCUCGGUGAGGCGGAAGAAGAAACCUGGUUCGGUCCCUGUUCAUCUCAAUGUUUACGAUCUAACCCAAAUGAAUAUGUACGGUUACUGGCUCGGGAUCGGGAUCUAUCACUCUGGUCUUGAAGUUCAUGGGGUUGAAUAUGGAUACGGGGCACACGAGAAAUCGAGCACCGGAAUAUUCGAAGUGGAGCCAAGGAAAUGUCCAGGUUUCACCUUCAGGAAAUCGAUUCUGGUUGGUGAAACAGAGAUGAAGGCGAAAGAAGUUCGAAGCUUUAUGGAGAAACUAGGGGAAGAGUAUCAGGGAAACAAGUACCACCUCAUCACAAGGAACUGCAACCAUUUCUGCAACCAAGCUUGUCUAAAACUUACUCAGAAGGCAAUCCCUAGCUGGGUCAACCGUCUUGCUCGCUUAGAUGAUGAUGAAGAAUGA